UCCACCCCCAAAAAGAUGGCGGGUGAAAAAGCGCCUGAUACAAAGGAGAAGAAACCUGCGACCAAGAAGGCUGGCAGUGAUGCUGCUGCCUCCCGGCCCUGGGCCGCCAAAGUAGCCAAAAAGGUUCACCCUAAGGGUAAAAAGCCCAAGAAGGCGAAGCCCCAUUGCAGCCGAAACCCUGUCCUGGUGAGAGGAAUUGGCAGGUACUCCCGUUCUGCUAUGUACUCCAGGAAGGCCCUGUACAAAAGGAAAUACUCGGCUGCCAAGACCAAGGUUGAGAAGAAGAAGAAAAAAGAGAAGGUCCUUGCUACUGUCACCAAAACAGUUGGUGGGGACAAGAACGGUGGCACCCGGGUGGUGAAGCUUCGAAAAAUGCCUAGGUAUUAUCCCACCGAAGAUGUUCCUCGGAAGCUGCUGAGCCAUGGCAAGAAGCCCUUCAGCCAGCACGUGAGAAGGCUACGCUCCAGCAUCACUCCCCGGACUCUCCUGAUCAUCCUCGCUGGACGCCACAGGGGCAAGAGAGUGGUUUUCGUGAAGCAGCUGGACAGUGGCUUGCUGCUUGUGACUGGGCCUCUUGUCAUCAACAGAGUUCCUCUGCGCAGAACACACCAGAAGUUUGUCAUUGCCACCUCUACAAAAGUUGAUAUCAGCGAUGUUAAAAUCCCCAAACACCUGACUGACGCUUACUUCAAGAAGAAGCAGCUGCGCAAGCCCAGGCAUCAGGAGGGCGAGAUCUUCGACACAGAGAAGGAGAAAUACGAGAUUACAGAGCAGCGAAAGGCUGACCAGAAAGCUGUGGAUUUGCAGAUUUUGCCAAAGAUUAAAGCUGUUCCUCAGCUCCAGGGCUACCUGCGCUCUCAGUUUUCCCUGACAAACGGGAUGUAUCCUACCAUUAAAAGUUUUCCUCAGUUAUCUGCUGUGCUGGCUGGUUUUAUGUCAACUUGA
This is a messenger RNA of Mus musculus (house mouse), 945 nucleotides long. RefSeq names its product ribosomal protein L6-like (gene Rpl6l). The record is from RefSeq and is a predicted model, not a curated record. Bases 16 to 945 code for a protein of 309 amino acids. The transcript has a single exon. NCBI's taxonomy places the organism in Eukaryota, Metazoa, Chordata, Mammalia, Rodentia, Muridae.